This is a messenger RNA of Plectropomus leopardus (leopard coralgrouper), 5011 nucleotides long. RefSeq names its product integrin, alpha 3b (gene itga3b). Lineage: Eukaryota; Metazoa; Chordata; Actinopteri; Perciformes; Serranidae. Gene Ontology annotation, cellular component: external side of plasma membrane; integrin complex. Gene Ontology annotation, biological process: leukocyte migration; cell-matrix adhesion; integrin-mediated signaling pathway. The record is from RefSeq and is a predicted model, not a curated record. Gene Ontology annotation, molecular function: integrin binding.
AGAAGCACAGGGAGGCAGACACCGACACCUUUGCAGUAACACUGAGAGCGAGAGGGGGAGACAGUCGGCUCUCAAUGGGCAGGUCUCUGUGAAGCUACCUGUUGGAGCUCAUUGCGGGAGACUGCCGUGCCGGACCCACGCUGAUCGUGGAUCUGCGGGAAACCCAAUGCACUUGCGAGGCAUGAACAGCCCAAAUAUGUCUCCCAGACUAUUGCUGUGCGCUGUUUUGGCUUUGUACCACGGGACGCAAACCUGCAGUGGAUUUAACAUAGAUGAACGGUUUCCUGUGAUCAAAGAGGGGAAAACCAAAGGGAGCUUCUUUGGAUUCUCCGUAGCUCUGCAUCUACAGGGCUCCCGAAAGUACCUGCUUCUUGCAGGAGCACCCAAAGAGAAAGCCAAUUCUCUACCAAAUGUCAAUGAAACAGGUGCUGUCUACUCCUGCCCCAUUACAACAGACACCAAUGACUGCUCCAGAAUGGACCUGGUCAGCACAACAGAUCCAUCGGAGAUGGUGGAGGGCAUGUGGCUGGGUGUGACAGUGGCCAGUCAGAGGGACCUGCCGGAUGGACGCGUGCUGGCAUGUGGGCAUCGCUAUGUGAAGGUCAUCCGUGGUGGCUUGGAGGAGCAGCGACGGAUGACAGGAAAGUGCUUUGUCAGGAGCAACGACCUGACCUAUGAUCCAGAUGAUGAAUGGCAAAAAAACCCGUAUGAGUUCUGCAACCCCGGCUUUGGCAUCGAGCUUGAGGGCAUGUGCAGCAUGGGAAUUUCAGGCGGCAUGACAGACACUGACGUCUACAUCGGCGCUACAGGCAGCUUCUUGUGGCAAGGAAAUGUUCAUCUGAGGUGGAGAGAUCCAGAUCCAUUGAAUACCUGGGACUCUACAGACAAAGACUUUGAUCAGCUGAAAAGAAGAUACAAUUAUAUUGGUUACUCAGUUCUUGAGGAGAAGAAGCUGCUGAGCCGUGAUGAACACACAGUGGUGGCAGGGUCUCCCAGGGACGAAUCUAAGGGCUCUGUGACGUUUGGGAGAAAGACUGACAGAAAGCCAGGCCUCGAGCCCGUGCUCAUCAUCCCUGGGGAACAAGUGGGGUCCUACUUCGGGGGCAGCCUGGCUGCCACCGACCUCAACAAUGACGACUGGAAUGACCUGAUUGUCGGAGCCCCAUUCUACUUUGACCGUAUGAAGGAUCAGGGAGGAGCAGUGUAUAUCUUUAUGAAUGAGAAUGGAUCGUUCCAAAAGACCGCCACAGUUGUCCUGAAGGGUCCGUCUGGCUCUGCAUUCGGGAUAGCAGUGGCUGCCAUUGGUGAUGUCAACCAAGACGGAUUCCAAGACUUUGCAGUUGGAGCUCCUUUCCACGACACAGGGAAGGUUUACAUAUGGAUGGGAAGUAAAAAGGGAAUCUCACAAGAGCCCAGUCAGGUUAUUGAGGGUAAGUCAGUGGGAGGUGGAGGAUUCCACACCUUUGGCUAUUCCAUCACUGGAGGGGUGGACAUGGAUGACAACAGUUACCCGGACAUCUUAGUUGGCUCUCUGGACGACCGCAUGGCCCUGCUCAGGGCUCGACCAGUUCUUCACUUGACUACAAACUUCACAGUAAAGCCAGAUAUUGUAGACUCCAAUCAGUGUGUUUCAGAUAAACCAUGCAUUACAGCGACUCUGUGUAUGUCUUUUACUCCAAGCAAUGGAAACAAAGACUUUAAGAAAAAUGCCACUGUGAAUUACACUGUGGAGGCUGACGUGAUGAGAAUAAGAAGCCCUCGUGUUCGUUUUAUGGACAAUAGUGAUGACACAUAUAGCGGCCUCCUGAGCCUGCCAUCCUCUAAAACCAAGUGUCAUACUCUGGAACUGUUUGUAGUGACGCCUGUGAGGGACAAACUGGAGCCGGUGGUCUUUAACCUCACUAUGUCCUUACAUGAACAAAAACCUAAAUCCAGACGUUCCCUGCAGAACCUGGACUCCUUCCCAAUUGUCAGCCAGAAGCAGAAACUGACUGACAAAACUGAGAUUCAGUUUCAGAAGGAGUGUGGCACAGACAACAAAUGUAGCAGCAACCUGCAGCUGAAAGCCCAGUUUGUUGACAGAGAGGAAAAGCCUUACCCCAGGCAGGGCAAAUCCCAGAUACUUCAGUUCAACAGCAAUAUGAAGAUAAUAAGGCUGAUGGUGGAAGUGACCAAUUUUCCCAUGGGAGGAAAGCUGGCUGAAGACGCCCACCAGGCUGUGCUCAACGUUACCAUUCCUGAUGCACUGAGCUACUCCGGUGUCAGGUCUACGGACCACGACGUGCAAUGCACCUUAAAUGAUACAGUGAUUUGUGAUUUGGGGAAUCCACUUAAAGGCAAUGAAAAGGUGUCACUAACCCUCAAGUUUGAGACAUCAGGAAUCAAUUUGAACACAGAGGAGAUUGAGUCCCAGCUGCUUCUGUCCACUCUCAGUGAGCAGAGUGACCUGAAGCCUGUGCCCGUGUCCCUGCUGAUUGAAAACACCAUCCUCCCCUCCUUCUCCAUAGUGAACUCGCUGGUGAAAACAGAAUUUGGUGGGACGGUGAUGGGAGAGUCAGCCAUGGUCAACACCAGUGACGUUGGCAGUCUGGUUGAGUUCACCUUCAAUGUGAACAUGAGAGGACAGCCCCUGGGAGACAUGGGGACCCUUGCUGUGGAGUUUGAGUGGCCCUUUGAAGUAGCCAACGGCAAGUGGCUGCUGUACCUGACGAAGAUUGUGGUUAAAGGGGAAUCAGAGACAGAAUGUAACCCUCCUGGAGGAGUUGUCAACCAGCGUAACCUAACUUUGUCAGGGAGCGAACAUAAGCGUACUAAACGACAGAUUGUGGUGGAUGAUGCUGAUGAUACAGCGAAGCCACAGGCAGCCAUCACGCUGCUCAAUCCCCGCAAGGAGACCUACCUGUUGGAGUGCUCCAAGGGGACAGCACGAUGCGUGACGUUCACCUGUCCGCUGCUCAACAUGACAAGCUCAGCCAAGAUUUACGUCCGGUCCCGUUUGUGGAACAGUACGAUGCUAGAGGACUAUCCCAAUGCUCUGAGAAUUACAGUCAAAGGUCAAGCCACACUGAAGCUCAUUAAAGAGAAAUCAACCAUCAAAAUGGAUGAACAGCUCAACAUGUUCACAGUAGAAAUAGAGCCAGUGGAACGGGUAGAGGCACCAUAUGAGCUCCCGCUGUGGAUCAUCAUCUCUGCAGCUGUAGCAGGAAUUCUCCUGCUGGGAAUAAUCAUUCUUAUACUAUGGAAGUGUGGCUUCUUCCAGCGGGCCAACAGGAGAGAGAUGUAUGAGGCCAAAGCCCAGAAGGCUGAGAUGAAGAUUCAGCCCUCUGAGACAGAGAGGCUGACUGAGGACUACUGAGGGCCCCAUGGGUCCCCCAACUGCACACACCAGUAGAGCUUUUGGCUUGGAUUCUUCAAGCGAGCUGUCUACUACCGGAUAAUGCCAAAGCACCAGGGGGUGAAAAUUCGCAAGGCUGAGCGCUAUCAGUUCAAUCUGGGAUUUCAGCCUGAGGAGCCGCAGAAAAAGUUUUGGAUCACCAACUGGACAGAGAUGCAGCAUUACUACUACUGAGGCCUUUAGUUUGGGCCCUGAACCACUCACUGUCCCACUGGUUUGACUCGGACCAAAGAACAAUGGGCUCGCUCAAGCCACAUGGACUUUACAUUGCAUGGACCGACUUUGGAUAGUGCAUCCCGUUUUUUUUUUUUUUUUUUUUUAAAUUUAAGAAGAUUUCAUCAACUUUUUCAGUGCAAUAUACUGAACAAUUUGUUUCAGAGAUUCUUAUUCAUUAAGUAUUUUUAUGAAUGCAGUAUUGGAAUCGGGUUUGCAUUCAAGAGUAAGUUGUAAAUUGUUUUGAUUAUGAUGUUUGCAUGUAAGUUUCCAUUUUUUGUUCUUUCUGAAUGCUCCAUGCAAAGUUGCUGGUCAUUCAUCAUGUUUAUUUCCACCAUGUGAGUGGAGUGAGUCCAUUGAUCUUCUCUGUGAUUUUGUUUGUCUAUCCUGCUCUGUCCCCAGGCAUCAUUUUGUGGUCAGCUGCUGUAGGCUGUUUAAGUGUUUAAAACCUACAUCAGUCAAUCAGAUUGUUUUUCGAACUGCACUUAGAAUAUGUUGACCAGCAUCCGAUUUGUAAUGAGCAUGAAUGUCAGUGUUUGGCAAGCAUUACGUUGACAAGCAUCUCAAAUGCAGUUAUGGUUGCAACACUGACCUCUAAAAAGUACAAAAAAUGUGUUUUACCGGCUACGUAGACAAAAUAUUUCCUUGCAUUCAAGGAAUUAAUGCAGAAAGGUACAUGAAAAAAAGUGACAUUCAUUUCUGAAUAAUAGAUUUUUAUAGAUUAACAAUAGAUUUUAUAGCUUGACACAUUUCACUUUGCCCACAUUAAAUUCCACAUUUAGUCAUCCAGACACUCCAGCAACAAACUUCUUUUCUGUAUGUAGUCUUAAACAACAUGUGUUGAUGAGAUAAUGGGAGCUCACUAGAUUGCUAUUUAUUACACUGUCUUGCGUAAAUACAGCAAAUAACGUAUCGGUAAGAAUAUCACAAACAGGGAGUCAUGACACUGGAGUAAAUAAUACGCGAUAUACUGUAUGUACGAAGACUGUAAACCUAAGCAUAGAUAGUUAUGUUAUGAAUUGUACGUCGUGGCAAGUUACAGUGAAUGAAUGAAUGCAAUUGGCUUUUGUCUUUACUCUGUCCCCAAGAUUUGUAUUUUUGUAUGAGACAGUUAAUUGACACUUGGAUUGUUUCCAAGUCAUUGUGGCCCUCAUUGAGGUCAACCUGCAGCACUGAACACAGACUGUACCAGGAGAAGACUGUCACUGAACAGUCCCUGAUGGGGUGUUGUGUUACCACUCCAGUACAUGUUACCUGAGAGCCCAACAGGUUGUGACUGUGACAGAGGCUCUUUUGGCUCUGCAAGUAAAGAGGGAAGGGCUGAAACCAAUGCACAAACGUUUUCUGGCAUGGCAUUGUUUUUUUGUCUUAAUGUAAUUAAAUUGCUUGGUUUUUUUUUUUGCA